UGCGCGGCAGUCGGCGGGCGGAUGCACGGCGGGGUCGCGGCGAGGGAAGAGCUUAGCGCGUAAUCCGGCUGCAGGCGGCAGAGGCAGCUGGCGGCGGCGCCGCGAAUGACAACGCCUCUAAUCCCUCGCCGUCACCGCAACAAUAGCACCUGCAGCGCCAGUGCCGGCAGCCGACACACGCGCCAGCAACCACGGCGACUCCCCGACGACCGGCCGCUGCAGCCAUAGCUUCCAUUCCAGUGUCACGGCAGUAAGCCAAGUGCUGUCGAGAUUUUGAGCCAUGUACUUCACCGGCCAGCUUCUGGCAGCGCUGCUGUUGGCGUGCAGCGCGUUCUCUCCAGCCGAGAGCUCCUGCGCCGGCCUUGAGAGCUCCUCGUUUUGCGGCGGUGAUGUCUCCGCGGCCCUCAAGCUGACACUGACAGACGAUCCAGUGGUGCCGGUACCAAUUCGCAAGAGGUUGGCGCCGACGCCUGCUACAACUACUGCAGCGACAUUGGCAACGAGGCUACCACUGACUACUGAGUCAUCAACAACUUCGGUGAACACGGAAGAUCCCGGGGAAAUGCUGUACACAUUCAAUUACGAGGAUUACGGCAGCUACGAAUUCACACAUCUGGGGCCAAGAUUUGACGAGGCAGAGAAGACAGCAGAAGAGAAGGAAAGAGAGAGAGUGGAAAAAGAACGCAAAGAGUACGAGGCAAAGUACUGCGCCGACCAGGCUGGCGACAUCGAAGUCACCAAUCUGCAGGACACUGGUUUCCAGGUCCCUGCCAACUACGAGGUGUUCCCCGGAGUGGGCAUCUACCGCUUCCACCGGGCGGCGCUGCCGUGGGAAGAAGCGCGGCGCAAGUGUGAGAAGGAGGGUGCCCACCUGCUGGUCCUCAACUCGGAGGAGGAGUGGAACGUCGUGGACAGUCUGAUGAGGCGCUGCCCCGAGCUGCUCGACUCGCAUUUCAACUACUACUCCUACAUCGGCGUCCACGACAUGCGCAAGGAGAACCACUUUGAGACUGUGCUCGGCGGCCUGCUGGAGGACACGGGCUACGUGCGCUGGAUGCCGGGCCAGCCGGACAACGCGCACCACCUGGGCGAGAACUGCGUGACGGUGAGCCGCGACGGCGCCUUCAACGACGUGCCCUGCUCCACGCCGCUGCCCUACGUCUGCGAGCACGACUCCUACUAGCUGCGCGCCACCGCCCCCAAACUCAAAACUGCUUCCUGUGCAAUCUGCUGAAACGACUGAGACGCGUGCAAAAUUUUUUGGAACAAAAUCGCAGCUACCUGUAAUAGCCUGAAAUGCAUUAACGUAUCUUCCAUAUUUAUGUCAGUCAAUAUAUUUUACUAUAUACA
Schistocerca serialis cubense is the source of this 1350-nucleotide messenger RNA. Its product is annotated as hemolymph lipopolysaccharide-binding protein-like. Gene Ontology annotation, molecular function: signaling receptor activity. The record is from RefSeq and is a predicted model, not a curated record. Lineage: Eukaryota; Metazoa; Arthropoda; Insecta; Orthoptera; Acrididae. The transcript is spliced from 5 exons. The coding region runs from base 281 to 1183 and encodes 300 amino acids.